Messenger RNA from Vigna angularis (adzuki bean), 1728 nucleotides. Its product is annotated as squamosa promoter-binding-like protein 13A. The transcript has 5 exons. Gene Ontology annotation, molecular function: DNA binding. Bases 453 to 1604 code for a protein of 383 amino acids. Gene Ontology annotation, cellular component: nucleus. Lineage: Eukaryota; Viridiplantae; Streptophyta; Magnoliopsida; Fabales; Fabaceae. The record is from RefSeq and is a predicted model, not a curated record.
GCAUCCAUUCUUUGUACUUCUCUUUCCUGACUAAAAAAGCUGAAAGCAACCAACACCCUGUCCUUAUUAUAUCUCCUUUCUUUCCUUUCUUUCUCAAGCUUAAAAUACCCACAAGCGACCCCAUUUUUGGAAAAUGCUUUUUCAAAUUGUUAAAAUAUUCACUUUUACCUGUUAAACAGACCACAUCAUCCAUAUCCUUUUUGGGUUUCAUUCUUCUUCUUCUCCUUCUUCUCCUUCUUCAACUUUCUACACAGUUUCACCUUCUUAAAUGGCUAACAAGGUGACUUUGUGAAUUGUAACUCCGAUUUCGUUGGAAGUCUUUGAACUUGGCAGUGUUGUUAGUCAUUAUCACGUGUUUUCACCACUCUCUGGUGCAGCAUCCUGGUGUGUGGUAUACAGAAAGGGGAGCAAAGAAAGACAAGAGGGGCUGAAAAAGUGCAAGUGUUUUUGGUAUGGACUGGAAUCUGAAAGCAGCUUCUUGGGAUUUGAGUGAAGUGAAUCAGGCAAACUUACCCAACAUGGAAACAGUGGAAGGCUCAAGCAGAUAUGGAAUGUUUACAAGUAAGGGGGAAUUUUCAGUUGACUUGAAGCUUGGUCAGGUGGGGAAUUCUGGCACAGAAUCAGUGUUGACCAAGUCCAAAGAUGCUGUAGGACUCUCCAAAAUCUCAUCCUCAUCUUCAUCUUCUGGCUCAUCUAAGAGAGCUCGUGCCCUUGGCAACGCCACACAGACAGUCUCAUGUCUUGUCGAUGGCUGCCACUCUGAUCUCAGUAACUGCAGGGACUAUCACAGGCGCCAUAAGGUCUGCGAAGUUCAUUCCAAAACUGCACAAGUCACAAUCGGAGGCCAGAAACAAAGGUUCUGCCAGCAGUGUAGCAGGUUCCAUUCACUGGAGGAAUUUGAUGAGGGGAAAAGGAGCUGCAGGAAGCGAUUAGAUGGGCACAACAGACGGAGAAGAAAGCCCCAACCAGAACCUCUAACGCGGUCUGGUAGUUUUUUGUCGAAUUACCAAGGUACCCAGUUGCUACCUUUCUCAAGUUCACACGUAUACCCAUCGACUACCGUGAUGAAUCCGACAUGGGGUGGAAUUGUUGCUUCUGGUGAUGUUAGGAUUCAUGGACACAACCAACAGGGUGAGCUUUUUCUUGGGACUUCUCCAACCGGUUAUAAAGAAGGGAAACAGUUGGCCUUCCUGCAAGGUGACCACACUCUCAACAACCAAAGCCCACAUCUCGCGGGUGCUUCCGUGGGCCAGGCCCAUAUGUUUCUGAGGACCGGCCCGUAUUCUGAAAGUAGUGGGCUGAGGUGUAAAAUGUUGUGCGAUAGCCUAACGAGCUCGGUCCACGACUCCUCCUCUCGUGCUCUCUCUCUUCUGUCAUCACCACAGCCGCACAGUCCUGGAAAUGGGUUGAGCCAAAUAGUGAACCCGCAUUCGCCCCUUAUGCAGCCAUUGGGCCUCAGCCUGCAUGAUGGUAACAGCUUGGGGCCCGUGGACCCGGUUUUGGGCCUGAAUGGGAGUGACCAUUCUUCGUCGAUGUAUAACAUAGGUUCUAAUGGAUCGCAGGGGAACGAAGCCUCUCCAGUGUUUCCCUUUCAAUGGGGAUAGAAUCGUCUUUAUUUGAAGGAUUCUUUUCUCUGGCACUAUUUAAAUUCUGAAUUUAUCUUUCAUGAAGCCAUGAACUACCUAUUAUCACGUUAUCAAAAUUAUGGUCUCAAUUUUUUUCAUCUCA